CAAUGUUGAAUUCGGAGCCUGGAUAUAAUGAUUAUAGAACUUUGAUGAUUCCUAUUAUUAUCGGAUCUCUAGGAUCUAUGCUAUUUAUGUAUUUCAAUAAAAUGGGCACCUUCUUUGUCGGAUUGUUUGGAGGAUGCGUACUUGGUCUAACAACAUUAUCUGUUAAAGACAAUGGACUUUUCGGUUCAUACCAAUUCCGCCUUGUCUAUUUG
This is a messenger RNA of Racocetra persica, 212 nucleotides long. The record is from the annotation of a GenBank genome assembly. Lineage: Eukaryota; Fungi; Glomeromycota; Glomeromycetes; Diversisporales; Gigasporaceae.